Molecule: messenger RNA, 1835 nt
Organism: Sphaeroforma arctica JP610
Lineage: Eukaryota; Ichthyosporea; Ichthyophonida
Exons: 1
Coding region: 114-1616 (500 amino acids)
Source: RefSeq, a predicted model, not a curated record
CUCCAAGUGAUAGUUUUUAGUUUCCGCAGCAAGCUAUAUAUACAGACAGCGCUUCAUUCACUGAGGUACACAGUUUUAAUACUGAAAGUAACAUAAAAUAUUUCAACAUCUCAAUGACAGGAGUCAACCCAAUUAAAGUUGACAAUAAGAAGGCAUCGUCUUCAGAUAUAGACAUCGUCACAAAUGCUCAAGAUGUCCGGGGUACUUUUGCAGAGGACAAUAAUAAUGUCUCAGCCGCAUUCGCAAGAAAGCUGGAUUUUCCACUACCGAAGAUUUUCUUAAGCGGGUUCACGCAGAAUAUUAUUGCGGGUCUGGUAUGCUUCUGCUGCCCGGGCAUGUUCAAUGCAAUGCAAGGGUUGGGCAAUGCCGGAGGCAGUGAUCCGUCCGUCUCUGCUGCUAUGAAUGCCGCACUGUAUGGCGCAUUCACUGUUUUCGGAUACUUCGGAGGACUGUUAUUUAAUUUGCUUGGAAACAAAUUGCUCAUGGUCCUUGGUGGUCUCACAUAUUGUUUUUAUGCCAUUUCCGUUUAUCUCUGGGGACAAGAUGACUCGUUUGCCGCCAUGGCUAUUACUGCUUCCGGCAUUCUGGGUAUCGGAGCGGGUUGUCUAUGGACAGCACAGGGCGCUAUGACGCUAUCGUACUCUACUGAAGACAAGAAAGGAAUGUUCACAGCUAUCUUCUGGAUAAUCUUCAAUCUGGGCGGUGUUACUGGCGGUCUCAUUACUUUCUUCAUGAACAUGGGGUCCGAUGGCGCUGCGGGUGUCAACGCAGCAACAUACUUCAUGUUCUGCGGCUUGAUGGUUAUGGGUGCAGUUCUUGCGUUUCUUUUUAUCGUUCACCCGUCAAAGGUCAUCAAGGGGGACGGUCAGCUGGUAGUAUUCGACAAGGCUGCAUCGCCAGUUGAAGAGAUAAAGAGUGUGCUGAAACUAUUCACCAACAGAUACAUGCUUCUAUUAUCUCCUUUGAUCAUCCAAUCGAAUUGGUUUUACACGUACGAGUUUGGCGGUAUCAACGGAAACUUGUUUGAUGCUGAAACCAGAGGUUUAAACAGUGCUAUAUAUUGGGGCAUGCAAAUGAUUGGAGCGUACGUAGUCGGAGCCCUGUUCCUGGACUCCAAAAUGAUGGGACGCAGAAAGCGUGCCAUGUAUGGUUUGCUACUUAUUUCUGGAUUCAAUUUCGCGCAGUGGGGAUAUGCCGCUUGGUAUCAAUUUUCGUAUGGGUACGACAAGGGCAACCAGCCAUCACCUCUAAUUAACUAUAAAGAUGGCGGUGUAUAUUGGGUCCCAGCGGCUUUAUACAUGUGCAUGGGAAUCGCGGAUUCUAUUGUACAAACCUAUGCGUACUGGAUAAUGGGGGCGAUUGCCAAUUCACCACGUGUUCUUUCCCGUUAUGCUGGUUAUUACAAAGGUAUUCAAUCAUUCGGUGCAUGUAUUUCCUGGAUUCUCGAGUGGCAGGGCUUGCUUUACAAAUGGCAGAUGAUCAUUUGCAUAGUGCUGGCUGUAGCUUUCGUGCCGCCUACCUGGAUUGUAGCCACGAUGGUGAAGGAUCACGGAGCAGACGACGACGAAGAGGUUCGAGCCGUAGAGAGUGCUGAAAACGUACUCCGAAAGGAUUAGGAGUAAAUAAAUUAAACUACGAUGGAAGCUAUACUACGGCCCUUAUCUAUGACAGAGGAGGAGGAGGAGGAGGGAGGGGGGCCUUCCAUUGCGGAGCUUAUGAGAUGAUGAUAAUCAGGAAAUGGGAACGUUAGAGGACAUAUUUAGCAACAAAAAAUUAAAAACAAUCUCGACCCCACGAGACUGGAUGCCGUCUGGCGACAGCAUUUUAAAUAGGGC